GGGCCCCGCGUGCCGCGCUGAGCCCCGAGAUGCCCGCAGCGGCCGAGAUGCCCGCGCCGCCCCCGCCGCCGCCGCUGCUGCUGCUGCUGCUGCUCGCCUGCUGUGCGGGCACCUGCCCAGGUGCUCCAGUAUUAUCUCAAGGAUUACAGCCUGAACAAGAACCACAGCUGUGGAAUGAGAUAAGGGAUGCAUGUUCCGCUUUCCUGUCCCUUGACUCUCAGCCUCAGGCACCCAAUGCAUUGAAGGAGCUUUGCAUCACAAUUAUGGGGACUCUACCAAAGCCCCAGGAAACUGAUGAAAAAGAUAAUACCAAAAGGUUUUUAUUUCAUUAUUCAAAGACACGGAAGUUGGGCAAUUCAAAUGUUGUGUCGUCUGUCCUGCAUCCGUUACUGCAGCUUGUCCCUCAACUGCAUGAGAGAAGAAUGAAGAGAUUCAGACUGGACGAAGAAUUCCAAGGUCCUAUCGCAAGCCAAGUUCGAAGACAGUUUUUGUUCAGGCCACGCAAUGGAAGGAGGUCAGAAGGUUACAUUUAAAAUGGAUACCAACUAUUUUCUGCAGAAGCGGCACCAGAGAAUGCAAAAUGUUGACAUUCUCUUUUCUUCUCAGAAACAAUCCUUGCUAAACUUACCAUGUUUGAGAAUCCAUGUGUUGUAAACAUUCCCAAUAAAAGCCGGUUGAGAUUAUAAAUG
This is a messenger RNA of Canis lupus familiaris (dog), 689 nucleotides long. It is a transcript of the gene NMU, whose product is annotated as neuromedin U. The transcript has 10 exons. Bases 30 to 533 code for a protein of 167 amino acids. The record is from RefSeq and is a predicted model, not a curated record. Gene Ontology annotation, biological process: regulation of smooth muscle contraction. NCBI's taxonomy places the organism in Eukaryota, Metazoa, Chordata, Mammalia, Carnivora, Canidae. Gene Ontology annotation, molecular function: neuromedin U receptor binding.